Messenger RNA from Thunnus maccoyii (southern bluefin tuna), 6493 nucleotides. It is a transcript of the gene dse, whose product is annotated as dermatan sulfate epimerase. Bases 389 to 3325 code for a protein of 978 amino acids. The transcript has 6 exons. Gene Ontology annotation, molecular function: chondroitin-glucuronate 5-epimerase activity. Lineage: Eukaryota; Metazoa; Chordata; Actinopteri; Scombriformes; Scombridae. The record is from RefSeq and is a predicted model, not a curated record.
CAAGGCGACUUUUGUGCGCAGAUUUGGAUCAUUGAUACCAUCGAUAAGUGAUAGAUUUGUUUAAAUUCAUUUCCACUUUUGGCAGAGAAGGCUGUCUGAAACUUAGAAGAGCCGAAGUUAAGCGAUAUGAGACUUUUUAAUCGACUUGGAAGACUUAUUUAAGUUUGACUAAAGUUUGAAAAGGAGCUUAUUGCCAUGAAGUGAGACAUCAGUGUCUGCAGAGGGAGGGGUAGCUUUAUGGAUAUCUAACCAUAACAAUUUCUGGUGGUUGACAAUGAAACCUCUGCUGUUUUACCUUCUUACGACUGUGGAACAAUGCUGAGUGACAGAUAUAUAAAUCACUCAUAGCUAUGUAUUUAAAUAGCACUUCACUUUAUUAGUAAAUUACAUGGAAACAGCUGGUAAGGCCCAGGCUGAGCUCCUUCGGCAAUGCCACAGUCCCCUCUCUGAUGAGACGAUGAGAACCCACACCCGCGGGGCCCCCACAGUCUUCUUCAUAAGUCUGCUGUGGCCCCUGCUCGCCCCGGCCGCAGCGGAAGUGGACCCUGGCGGAGGAAUUCCCUUCAUGGGAGGCAACUACAAUGGUCAUCCCAUGCUGUACUUCAGUCAGGGGGAUGUGGAGGAGCUCCAGUUCGCCGCUGCAGGGAGUCAUCGGGAGAUGGCGAGGCGAAUCCGCCUGGCCGGGGAGACCAUGCUGGAGCACCCGGAGGAGUACCUGCCCCCCUGGAGCCCCGCAGAGUUCAGCGCCCGCUGGAACGAGGUGUACGGAAACAACCUGGGUGUGCUGUCCAUGUUCUGCCUGCUGUACCCACACAGAGCCGGGGCGCUGGACCUGGCCAAGGACUACAUGGAGAGGAUGGCGGCUCAGCCUAGUUGGUUGGUGAAAGACGCCCCCUGGGAUGAAGUUCCUUUGGCGCACUCUUUGGUUGGGUUUGCCACCGCUUACGACUUCCUGUACGAGUACUUGAAUAAGGGCCAACAGGAGCGUUUCCUCCAGGUGAUCGGCAACGCCUCGCGCCUCAUGUACGAGAAGUCCUACGUCAGAGGCUGGGGGUUCCAGUACCUACACAACCACCAGCCCACCAACUGUGUGGCUCUGCUCACAGGAAGUCUGGUUUACAUGACCCAAGGUUACCUUCAAGAGGCCUACCUGUGGACCAAGCAGGUGCUGUCCAUCAUGGAGAAGUCCAUGAUCCUUCUUCAGGACGUGACGGAUGGCUCCCUAUAUGAAGGAGUGGCCUACGGGACUUACACCACCCGUUCUCUGUUCCAGUACAUGUUCCUGGUGCAGCGCCACUUUUCCAUCAGCCACUUCGACCACCCCUGGCUCCUGAAACACUUUGCCUUCCUGUACAGGACUAUCCUUCCUGGAUUCCAGCGGACUGUAGCCAUUGCAGAUUCCAACUACAACUGGUUUUACGGGCCGGAGAGCCAGCUGGUCUUCUUGGACCGCUACGUGUUGCGUAAUGGCAGUGGAAACUGGCUGGCAGAUCUGAUUCAUCAGAACAGGGUGACAGACGGUCCAGGACAGGCUGGCAAAGGGCAGCGAUGGUGUACUCUCCACACAGAGUUCAUCUGGUAUGACCCGGGCCUGAACCCCAAGCCUCCAUCAGAUUUUGGAACAUCCCAGCUGCACCACUUUGAGGACUGGGGUGUAGUGACCUAUGGCAGCGCUUUACCUGCAGACACCAACCGCUCCUUUCUCUCUUUCAAGUCGGGGAAGCUGGGGGGACGCGCCAUUUUUGACAUUGUUCACAAGAAUAAGUACAAAGAGUGGAUCAAGGGGUGGAGGAACUUCAAUGCUGGCCAUGAGCACCCUGACCAGAACACUUUCACCUUUGCGCCCAAUGGUGUCCCAUUCAUCACAGAGGCACUAUAUGGACCCAAGUACACUUUGCUGAACAAUGCGGUGUUGUUCAGCUCGGUCCUCUCAGGGAGUUGCUUUAAGCCGUGGGCUGGCCAGGUGACGGAGGCCUGUGACUCCAAGUGGUUGAAGUACAAGGUGGGGCUGGCGGCUGAUGCCCAGGGCAGAGUAGAAGCUGCCAUGGAGAGACAGGGAAUGGUCUUCAUCCGUGGGGAGGGACAUUCCGCUUAUAAUCCAGAGCUAAAGAUCCGAAACUUUCAGAGGAACCUGCUGCUCCUUCACCCACAGCUCCUGCUUCUGGUGGACCACAUCCACCUGGAUCCAGACAGCCCAACCAGGGCCAUGAGUGCCUUCUUUCACAACACAGAGCUGCCAUUCCAGGACACAAAAGUAGAUGGUGUUCAUGGAGCGUUUGUAUCACAUGGUGAGGACAAGUAUAAGAUGUUCUGGAUGGAUGACACAGGCUACAGCAGCAGAGGGAUGUUAGGUUACUGGAAUUACCCUCGAGGGUACCCGUAUAAUGGCUCCAAUUAUGUAAACGUCACAAUGCCACUAAGGUACCCUCACACCCGGGUGGCCUACAUUUUCUUUGGACCAGGUGUGGAUGUGCAGAGCUUCAGCCUGCGUGGCGAUGACCAGCGGGUGGAUAUUUACCUAGCCACCAAGGACCACACCUACACUAUCUACCUACUCACCGGAGAGGUCACCAGCAAGCCUCUGUUUGCCAUGGUGCUGCUGGAUCACAAGAAGAUCGUAUUCGAGAAGGCGGCAGCUGUGAUGGAGAGCUCGCUGGAGGAAGUAGAGGAAUACGUCAACGUGAUGGAGGACAACCUCCAGCAUGUCAAGCCUGUCUUCCAGCAGAUGGAGAGACACAUCCUGGGACGGGUUCUCAACACCGCCAGCUUCCGUAAGACUGCAGAGCGCCUCCUCCAAUUCUCUGACAAAAAGAAUACAGAGGAGGUCAUCGAGAAGAUGUUCGCCAUGUCCAAGAAACAGGGCAAGGGUAAGGCGGGGAAGAAAGUGAACCUCGGGGAGAAGCUUUCUGAGAGUCUACCUGACAUUUUUGCACAGAUUGAGGUGAGUGAAAAGAAGGAGAGACAGAGGACUUCAAAGCGUGUAUAUGAGGACAGUCCAGAGGAGGGAGAUGCAGACUCGCGGGCCUUUAUGGAUUAUGCAGACGGCCGCAAAAACAGAAAGGGGGGCUUUGUGAAGGGCCGCAAAUUCAAGGAGGUUCACAUGGUGGCCACGGCAGGGAGCGAGGGUCUGUCCAGCACAGCCUCUUACAUAAGGCUGUUCCUUCUCCUCAACACUGCCACCUUCUUUUUGCUACUGGCUGUGUUACUGACUCGCUUCCAGAGGGGUCGAAGCUUACACACCCAGAGAUGUUUCUACACCAUCCUCCUGAUUGACUGCUUCAUCUUACUGUACCUCUACUCUUCCUGCUCUCACACACAGUGUUAACAUCAUGGAUGUGUGAGGGGUCGUCCAACUACAGAUCGACUGACCUGUUGUUCAUGGUGAACAAAAUGCACCCCACACCUCAGUCUGAGCCAGAUCUUCCUCUGACAGAGUAAUUAGGGCCACUGUUGAGGAACAGAAAUAGAUGUUUUGGGGAAUAAAGUUGUAAUAUUUUGAGAAUAAUGUCAUAAUUGUACAAGAAAAAGUUGUAAUAAUCUGAGUUUUUUAAUAGUCAUAUGUAGUCUGUCAGAUUUUUACUGUAACAGUUACAAAAAUCCUGUAACAUGAUGUUGCUAGAGAUAGCAGGUGAUAAGCUUAAGGACUUUUUCUUGUAAUAUUUCAACAGUUUUUCUUGAAACUUCAACUUUAUUUGCAUAACAUUGUUACUUUUUCUGCCAAAUAAUGUGACUUUAUUCUCAAAAUCUUAGAUUUCAAUAGAUCUCAUUCCAACAGUGGCCCUAAUACUUCUAAGAUCUACCUUAUGGGUGUUCACAAAAAAAAACUGAUUCCAAAUAGGAAUUGCUGAGAUGAAACCAGACCACCUCUGAUCUAAUAAGCUUCUGUGGAGCUUUAGAACUGAGUCUGUGUGAAGUUUGUCCUUUGUAGCAUUCAGAGGUCCUGCCUUGUAUCAAAGAUCUCAAGGUUAGCCACUAUAAUUCAGUCACCACAUCUGUACUUGAGAUUUGUCUUGUCUACAUAGUUCAUAGAAAUACAUUUAAAUGUAUAUAUGUGAAAGCAAGAUAUAUUUUUAUGGUCUCUUUUUUUUACCAUUUGUAAAUAAAAUUACUACAUGCAUAGGUGUGCAGUCGUGUGUUGUCUCUAGUGAUUGUGUGAACUAAAAAAAUGUUGGUAAAAUAUAUGUAUUAUGCAGUGGCCAAGAGAGCGCCACACACCCCUACAACACAAGCAAAACACAAGCAAAUGAAGAAGAGAUCUUCAUCACUUUGAUAACACAUACAUCACAUUCAGAGAAAAAACUCUGAAACUAUACAGUAUAAAACUAGCAAAUUAUGCACAUUUAUAAAACACAAGCUAAUUUUUCAUGUUUCCCAAUUUAACAGCAAAUAUUUAGCUUAAAGAAAUACACAGAAAAUACACACAGACACACAGCAAGUCGUACAGAACAGAACAAAACUGUGGUGAGUUCUUUAUUUGCUUGUGUUGUCUGUAUUUGCAGUGUGUAGUCAUAUUGUGUUCCUCAAAACUCACUUGUGUUUUACAUAAAUGCAGCAUUUUUUUCUACUCGCCACUUAUGUGUUGUCAAAGUAGUGCAGAGAUGUUUUCUUUAUUUGCAAGUUUUUUUUUCCUGAGAGAUAAGGCUGAUAUUUUCUAUUUUUUUAUUUUCUUAUUGUCAAAAGAUCCCAUGAAAACAGUCUUAAUACUUCCUGACUGCCCUGGAUGUGGCUCUCAGCCCAAAGCCCAAUUAUUUGUACUGAACAUAUAUAUAAAUGUUUUACAACAGCUCACAAAUAUGUAGUUUCACUUUUUAAAGGCUCAGUAAUUUCCUAGAACAGCUGGGUACUAUAGUUUUGAACAAAUGUUACUCUAACAAGAAAUAGUGCAUUUGAUAGGGACUAUUUUCAGGGGCGGAUGAAUCCACAUUUUGUGCUCUAGUGAAUAUUUCUGGCAGCAGGACGGUGUGUGUGGGAUUGAGUCUAAAUAAGGAAGGAACAGGUCACCCAGUGCAACAGCGUGGCUCACUGAUGUGUUUCUAAUAGUUUUUGAACAACAAUGGAGCUCAAUGGCACAGAGGGAUACAACAUAUCAUCAUGUACAUCAAUUAAUUGUUGGUUUUGGUCUGCAUAUGGGAUUUGUUGGCAAUGUGAGAAACAUGGAAUAUUACCAGACUUUUCCUUCAGGUUGUAGUGUGUUGCAUUAUCUUAGCCACUGAGGUAUAGUAAAUAAAUGUAUACUACAAUAAGAUAACAUGGUUAUCAAGCACAACUCAGCCAUCAGUCAGUACUCAUACUGGCAUAACUGUAUUGCUUUAUUACAUAUAAACAUUAACCUUGUUCUGAUGAGCACCUGAUAGUAAAAGAAAUCCUUUGCAUUAAAUCUACAUUAGACAAUAUGUUGUCCAAAUGUACAAGAAGAUAGUAGCAGCGCAGCUUUUGUUGUUUAAGCAGAGAUUGAUUGCUAAGCAGUUUUCAUUUUCUCACUGACAAACACACAUCUUGUUGCAGCUCUGCUAGUCAACAUGUCUCCUCUUCACCCUCUAAGCUUCACAUGCAUCAACGUGCCUCGGAGCCACUUAUAAAUGAGAGCUGCUAAAUCCACAGCCUCCAGUCCACACAGUAAAUAACACUGGAUAGAAACGAUAAACAGUCAUCAAAAAUAUUCCCAUGCAAAGAAGCAGUCAGAGAUCAGUACUGUAUCAUAUCAUCCACUGAAUAAAAUCAUUUUCACAGCACUUUGUUGUUUAUUUUUCAUAUUUUGAUUUGAAAGAAAAAAAAAAAUCUCCUCUCUGUACACUCUUCUGAGUUGUCUUUUGAGGGAAGCCUGCUCUGUGCAGAGUUGAUGUAACUGAGAAGCAUCAUUGGCUGGCCUUUUGUUGACUUUGCAACUUUCAUCAGCUCCUAACUCAGGAGUCGUACACUAGUAAGUGGGUGAAAUGAAACGAAUAUCCUUCCAUUCCUCUCCUCACAAAAAUGCUGUGGGUUGUUUUGUUAUGAUUGAGCAGAUGAUCACUUCCAGAUGUGCUCCAUAUGGCUUCCCUUAUAUAAAACAUGACCUUUGUUGCCUGGCCUGCACUAAACGCUUGAUAACUGCUUCAUUUACUUUGUCUUUGUACGCAAAUUAAACCUCAAUGUGACAAAAAGGCUUUGUUUGUAUUUGAAACCAGCACUGAUAAAAACUGAACCUCAGAAAGAGACCAAACACUUUUUUACGUCGAGGCCUCUUCGAGGGUUUUAGGAUAAGAAAUGCUGCCAUCUGCUGGCAGUAAACUUCUCAUCUUGUUUUGAAUUUUUCUAGAUACUGUGCAUGCUCCACUUGGAGAAAUCUCUUUUAUUAUGAAGUCACUAUCCAAAUAUAUUUUUUCAAUGAUCACCUCUGAAGCAAAUAAAUAAGAUUUAAAUAUUCAGAUUAAAUGGUAUCCCUGUAUCAAUAUUUAUUAACACUGUUUAACACAGUGAAGCUAAUUUAAAGAUAUUUUGUGACCUUGUUAAGUUU